This is a messenger RNA of Rosa chinensis, 2011 nucleotides long. Its product is annotated as protein DYAD. The record is from RefSeq and is a predicted model, not a curated record. Bases 271 to 1713 code for a protein of 480 amino acids. NCBI's taxonomy places the organism in Eukaryota, Viridiplantae, Streptophyta, Magnoliopsida, Rosales, Rosaceae. Gene Ontology annotation, biological process: meiotic sister chromatid cohesion; reciprocal meiotic recombination; meiotic cell cycle. The transcript has 7 exons.
UAGGGCCUUGGAUGAGAAUGGGUUUAGGGGUAAAAAGCUAAAAAACAAAACCAAAUAGAAUGGAAUUUGGCGGUUAGGGUUUUAGGGGAGAGACAGAGAGGAUUUCCAUAAUUCCAUUUUCUUUUCGGUGACCUCAGACUGAGACUCUGUCACUCUCACUCGCUUCAUCUCAACUCCGUCUCCUCCGAUUUCUGCUCCGACCAAACUCACCAGUUGUGGGUGACUGGGGAAGCAUAAAAAGAUUCUGCCGGUUUCAGUUAACUAACCUGGAUGGCACAGUGGGGUGUUCGUCGGAGAGUAGUGUUCCUUAAAGAACAUAAUCCUCAAGUUGCAUCCAGCAUCACUAAGGAAGAAGAGGUAGAAGAUUCCAAAGAUGAAGUUUUAAGAGCUGUGGUAGAGGAUUCAAAAGAUGAAGUUUUAAGAGCUGUGAAAACUGAACCUCUAGAGAUGCCAGAACCCAAAAGGAGGAAGUGCCUUGACCGCAGAUCUAAAGAUGUGCAGGCAGCAUUGCGUGCUAAGAAAAGGCAGCAUGGGUUUAGGCCAAUGGAGAGAAAUGAGAUCAGAGGAGGAAGAUGGAAUGUUGAGAGGUAUAAGAAAGCAGAGCAAAGUCUGUUGGAUGUUUUGGAGGCUAAAGAGGCAACUUUUGCCAACCCAGUUAGCAGGACAGAUCUGAGAUUGACAGCUCGAGGAAAAAUUGGUGACACUGGACUGAUUGACCACCUACUGAAGCACAUUGAUGGCACAGUUACACCAUGUGGGAGCAAGCGGUUUCGGCGGUGGUUCAACCACAAUGGAAUAAUGGAAUAUUGGUUGGAGAGUGCGGAACUGGCUGACAUUCGGAAAGAGGCUGGGCAUCAUCCUUAUUGGUUUCCACCAGGUUGUGGUGCCUCUGAGCAUUAUGAUUCUUCUGGAGAACUGAGGCUACUCAAGGCAGAAGUGGAUAAAAUGAAAAGUGAUAUGCAGGAGCUGCUGGUAUCCAAGAAGCAAGAGAAAGAUCAAACCAAUAUGCUGGAGGAUUUGGUGAAAUGGAAAGCUCAAACUGAGGAAAGGUUGAAACUUGCUUUAGGUUCUUGGAAGGGUAUGCAGGACAAGUUGGGUGAGUUCAUGACAUGGAAAGCUUCUGUUGAGCAACAGCUGGUGGAAUUUACAAAUGUCAUGGGUGAUAUGCAAGUAGAAAAGCAAUACACUGCUACCAACCUUUUAGCUUCUGAGCGAUGGGAAGAUUGGUUGGAGAGCGGCAAUGUGGAUAAUUUCCAGGGAAAUGAACUUGUACCUUGGUUUGAGAAUACCACUCCAGUGAACAAUGAAGAGGAAGUUAUAAUCCAAGAUCCCCAGUCAGCUCCACCAGAUGGAUCAAAGACUGGUGAUAGCUCAACACAGGACCCUAUUUUCACAGCGAAGGAAAUGGUUGAAUUGGAGAGGACGAGAGAUGUGCCUGGGCUGGAAUGGGAGAAGCAGACUGAACAUCAAGCUAAUGUGACUCCUAAUUCUUCUGCUACUGCAAGUUCGAAGUCAGAUGUUGAUAACCUGCAUUUGUUUCAGGAAAUGUUUCAGGAGUUGUUUAGCUGGAAAUCUCAAAUGGAGCAGAAAAUGACUGAGUUAUCAAAUUCUGUGAGUGCCAUCAAGCAAACAUCAAAAGUAUCUACUCCAGCCCUUCAGCUGGCAGAAGAUGGGAAUCUGAUUAUGGACUAUUAUCCAUGUUACAAGUUCUAGAAGGGCCUUACUUCACUUUAGACUAGCACCAGAAUAUUUAGACUUUGUAUAGUGUUUACAAGCUGAUGCCUGAAAAUCCAUUCCAACUACCAAACCAGUGAGACCUAUUUUAACUUUACAUGUGGAGCCCAAACCCCUCGAGCAUUUUGCUUUUAAGUUAGUGACUGUCUGAACUUGAAUGUUAAUAUACCAGACUGUUCUUUGAGGAUGCUAGAAGAGAAAUGACUGACCGGUGGAUAUACUUUUGUAAUGUGGUCAAGUAGUUAUGACAAAUGGUAUGAAGCAUAUUUAUGCUCAA